AUGGCUGUUUCCUUUGAGUUAUUAAGCGUCUUCAAAUCAUGCGGCCAAGAUAUCCAAGCCCCUUCCUUCAAUGAAACCUGUCCAUCUGAUCUCAGUGUUUUGGCUGACGAAGGGCAAAUGUCAGCUACAGUAAGCUGGGAGCCAGUCAUAGCCAUUGAUAACGAUCACGCCUUGGUCACUGUAACUCCGAAUGUCACAUCUCCACAUGUGUUUUCUGAAGGAAGUCAUACUUUGACUUAUACCGCAACAGAUCCGUCAGGGAAUACUAGAUUUUGUCACUUCAGAGUUACUGUGCUUGUGCUUCGAUGCGCUGUUCUCUUCCCCCCUGCCAAUGGAAAGUUUGAGAAUGAAGCAUGUGGAAAUGUGCAGGGAAGAGUUUGUCGCUUCAGUUGUAACAAGGGGUAUGAACUCAGGGGAUCAAUUGAGAGGACAUGUAAGAAGAAAGCAGAUGUUAAUGCGGUACACUGGACGGGAAACAAAACUUUCUGCGAAGCCAUUCGCUGUCCUACCCUCAACAUUUCCGAGAAUGCAAUAAAAACAGGGUAUGGCUGCUCUGAUCCAAGUGUCUUCUAUGGUACCUCAUGCUUUUUCUCUUGCAAAUUGGGAUACGAGGCUGUUGGAGGAUCAUCGAGACGAACCUGUCUGGAGACUUCACAGUGGAGUGGGGCUCCACUUGAGUGUCAGGCUCUCACUUGUCCCUAUUUUGCUAUUAAGUCAGAGGGUCUAGAUACCAGCCCGGCACUAUGCACCAAUACAAGUGCCGCCAUACAUUACCUUCAGGAGUGUCGGUUCACCUGUAAAGAUGGAUAUCAACAGUUUGGGCCAGGGAUAAAAACUUGCGGCCAACUGAAGACCUGGUUUCCAUUAGGAAAUCCAUCAUGCAGAGAUAUCAGAGGACCGGAGUUUCUCAACUGUCCAUCAAAUAUUGAAAAAUAUGCAGACAAAGGUACAACGUCUACUCAAGUCACAUGGUCUCCUCCAACAGCUACAGACAACUCAGGCUUUAUACGUAAUAUCACACACUUCGGAAAGCAACCUGGGGAGUCAUUUUCGUCUGGGGAACACAUAAUCCGGUAUUUGGCUUCUGAUAAAUCUGGAAACGUGGCUGAAUGCAGGUUUAAGGUCUUUGUUUCAGUCAUUCGCUGUGUGCCUAGAUUGUAUGCCCCGCCCGGAGGUACCUUACAAUGCACCAAAGACAAUCAGUAUGGAUCUCAAUGUACCUUCACGUGUCCUGCUGGACGCAAUUUGACAGGCUCUGCCCUCCGUGUUUGUCAGAAAGAUUCGGAAACUUCUAGAGGCUUUUGGACGGGAAAGGAGACAAGCUGUGAAUUGGUCCAGUGUCCACGCCUCGUCCCUCCACCACACAGUCUACAGGCUGGAUGCGGAGCUGGCUCUUUUCAUAACUUUUUUGGAGAUAAAUGUCUCUUCUAUUGUGACGUUGGAAGCCAGAUGAUAAACGGAUCAAACGAGAGAACAUGUCAAGCCAAUGGCACCUGGUCUGGAGAGCCGCCACACUGUCAAGUUGUGCAAUGUAAACCUUUGCAAGCUCCAAAAGAUGGUGCCGUGACUCCAAGUUCCUGCACAGCAUUUCCCAAAUAUGAUAUGAUUUGUCAUUUCACUUGCCAGAGAGGGUACAAAAUGACUGGGUGGCCGGUGGUGUCUUGCCUUGGUUACGGAGAAUGGUCAAGGAACACCACAACUCUUUGUAAAGAUGUUGAAAGCCCUUCCUUUGGUUUGACAUGCCCCGGAGAUAUCAGAAAGUACGCAGACUGGGCAAGAAAUUAUACCAACAUUACCUGGCCUCCUGUUAUUGCCAGUGACAACUCUGGUAAAGCACCAAAUGUAACAUCAAUCGGCGUGGCCAAUAUAUAUUACAAAGGGAAGCAUCAGGUAUUUUACAACGCCACUGAUCAAGCAGGAAAUUACAAGAUCUGCACAUUUUAUAUAACUGUCGAAGUUCUGCGAUGCCAAACUCUACUUCCUCCGUUGAACGGCUUUUUCGUAGGAGACUGCGUCAGCACUUAUGGGUCCACAUGCAGAAUCAGCUGCAAUGAUGGAUACCAAUUAACUGGAUCAGAGAAUGUCACGUGCUUGAACAAACCUGGACACAUCAUCGGGUACUGGGACAAACCUUCUGGAAUUUGUAGAGCACGAUCAUGUUCCUCCCUAAGUGCGCCACAACAUGGCUAUUUAUAUCCACACAUGUGCUCGUCAUUUCCUGUUAGCGGAACCACGUGCUUUUUUGAGUGCCAGCAUGGUUACCAAAGCAAUGGACGGGUCAGUCGAAUACAGUGCGGACUAGAUGGAAAAUGGAACGGGACCCAAUCUUUCCCCUUAAAAUGUAUUGAUGUUACUUCGUCCAUAUUUCUGAGCUGUCCUUCAGACAUCCGCGUGAGUCUAAGUGUUAACUCUACUGUAAUGGUCAACUGGACCGAGCUGGUUGCAAGGGACAAUAGCAACUUGAUGCCAAAUAUUACAGUUGACCCAUCAGGAGUUCGGCCACCUCAUAGAUUUAAUGAAACCACCCUUGUUGUCUACACUGCAAUGGAUGGAAGUGGGAACAGAAAACAGUGCGCUUUUAAAGUCACAUUAGAAGAUGAAUUAAGUCCUGAAGUUGUUUACUGUCCUGCGGACCAAAGUAUUACCACCACAUCGUUGAAAACAGAGGUGACAUGGAAAGAACCACAGUUUAAAGACAACAGCAAUGACCCAUUGACUAUUAAGUGCAGUCACCAGAGUGGUACCGAGUUUUACUGGGGAACCUGGAAUGUACAUUGUACGGCCCAAGACAACAACCCAAAUAACGAACCGGCUCUCUGUCAGUUUACGUUAACUAUAAAACCGAAAGAUUGUCCGGAUCUAAGUCCACCCAAGAAUGGAGCCAAGGCAUGUGAUGACUGGGUAUUCGGAACUUUUUGUUCGCCUUCUUGCAACGACCGUUGGGACUUUGCCCAAGAGCUCAGAGAUAGUGUAUGGGUUUGCGGGUCCUCAGGCUCGUGGUUUCCCAGAAACCGCUUCCCGGAUUGUUCAGUAGUUUAUCGAACUGGUUCUGUUCGAAUGGCGAUGCAUUUACAUUACUUUACUGGUGACUGCGGUACGCCAGAGGCUCAAGCAGAAAUAGCACAGAACUUCAUCUGGCUUCUGAAUACAUCUUAUUUCAAUGAUGUCUGCCAAGACCCAGCACUCAAAGACAAGUGCACAGCAGAAAACGUUAAAGUCACGUGUGCUGAUGUCGAAUCUACCAACUUCAGGAGAAAACGAGACCUAUUUAUGUACGCUGUUUUAAGAACAGUUAACGAUGGUCAUCAUGACAGAGAACGACGAUCCGUUUCGCGCGCAGUAAUUACUGUUGAUAUUGUGGUAAACCUUGAUGGCAUUCAAGCUAACGGGUCUAAGGAGGGCCAGAUUAUGGUGGGAGAGGAAGGCAUGAAAGUCGCCAAGAACAUGAGUAUUCAGCUCAAAAGUGCAGUCAAUAACGACAGCCUAGUUCUCAGCAUCAAUGGCACUAAUAUCAAACCUGAUAAACAGUCGCUAAACAUCUCCGAACCCACAUGUGUUUAUAGCAGAGGACAAGUUUAUAGAGACGGAUAUUGUUUAAACUGCACAGUUGGAACUUACUUGAAUAAGACAACUCAAAGUUGCGAGGACUGUCCCAUUGGAACAUAUCAAGAGGAUGAAGGACAAGAACGCUGUUUGGCAUGUCCACCGAAAACUUCGACAACAGAAUCCAGAACAGGAAACCGUUCCAGCUGCUUAGCUCUCUGCAAAGCUGGUUCGUUCUCGCCAACCAGACUAGAGCCUUGUUUUGUCUGUGACAAAGGCCUAUAUCAGGAGAAGGAAGGACAGCGCCACUGCUUGAAAUGUGGUGUCAACGAAACAACUCCUGCUGAAGGAUCCAACAGCUCUACGCAAUGUGGAGUUCCGUGCUCUCCUGGGUCAUUUUCUCCAACUGGACUGGCUCCUUGCAAUUCAUGCGACCGGCGUUCAUUCCAACCACUAAGUGAGAGUCGCGCGUGUUUCCUAUGCCCCGGGACGACUGUGACCAGAAAUCCUGGUUCAAGAAAUCCCCAAGAUUGCAUAGAAAUCAACGAAUGUUACUCGAGCCCAUGUAAAAGUAAUUCCACCUGUACUGACCUCAUUGGAGACUUCCUGUGCUCUUGUCUACCGGGUUAUACCGGAAAGGAAUGUGACAUCAACAUUGAUGAAUGUCAAGACCAGCCUUGUUUCAACAAUGGCACGUGUCAUGACCUCGUAAACACCUACACUUGCUCCUGUGCUCAAGGGUAUCAAGGAUUUAACUGCGACGAAGAUAUAGAUGAGUGCAUUUCUUCACCGUGCCCUGAGAAUGCCACAUGUGAAAACCUCCCAGGGAGAUACAGAUGCGAGUGUGAGCCUGGUUAUAGUGGUAGUCUCUGUGAUGAGGACAUUGAUGAAUGUCUGACAUCUCCGUGUCAGAAUGGAGCCAAGUGUACAGACAAAAUAAACUAUUACGAAUGCCUCUGUGCAUUGGGUUUUCAAGGGAAUAACUGCGACGAAAACAUCAACGACUGUGCGAACAUUUCCUGUCAAAACGGAGGCAUAUGUCUAGAUGGAAUCAAUAGUUAUCGUUGUAGUUGUCCUGUAGGUUUCAAUGGGACGAAUUGGGAGUACAACAUUGACGACUGCGUGGGUGCAGACUGCCAAAACAAUGCAACGUGCAUCGACGAGGUCGAUGACUUCUUUUGUUUCUGUAACAAAGGUUUCUCCGGUGAGAGCUGUGAGAUUAACAUCGAUGAGUGUCUUUCCAACCCUUGCAAGAACCAGGCUACAUGCUUGGACAUGGUCAACGGAUAUAACUGUAAGUGUCCCGGUGGUUUUGUUGGUUUACACUGCGAGAACAAUAUUGAUGAUUGUGCCACAAGUCCUUGCUCCAACAACGGAUCUUGCAAGGACGGCGUAAACAGAUUUUCGUGCGUAUGUCCGCCAGGUUUCACUGGUAAAACUUGUAACGUGGACAUCGACUUCUGUGCCUCGAUUCCAUGUCUUAACAACGGUUCAUGUUUCGAUGGUAUUACUUUCUUCACCUGUGAAUGUGCUGAUGGUUUUGAUGGAGAGCAGUGUCAGACUAAUGUGGACGAUUGCAAAAAUUCCACCUGCAUGAAUAAUAGCACCUGCCUUGACGGCAUAGCUGAAUUCAGAUGCGCAUGCGCCGAGGGGUUUGCCGGUGCCAACUGCGAAGUAAACAUUGAUGAAUGUGAGCAGAAUCCAUGUUUGAACGAUGGAAUAUGUACCGACAUGAUCGAUGACUACAGAUGCACUUGUGCACGGGGAUAUACUGAAAAGAACUGCAGCGUUAACAUCGACGAAUGUUCUUCCCUUUCUCCUUGUUACAAUAAUGCUACUUGCGUCGACAGAGUGGAAAACUACACGUGUGUCUGCCUAGAUGGAUUUAGCGGACGGCACUGGGAAUUUGACAUUGAUGAUUGCCACCUAAGUCCAUGUAGUAACCAUUCCACAUGCGUAGAUGGAAUAAACAGUUACACUUGCCACUGUGAGCCUGGAUUCACUGGCGUCUCAUGUGAUGUUGAGAUUGAUGAAUGCGCUUCUUUCCCUUGUUAUUAUAGCGGAAAAUGUUUUGAUAAAGUCAACGGCUUUACCUGCGUUUGCCCGACUGGGUUUACAGGCGGUCAAUGCGAAGCCAAUAUGAACGAUUGUGAAUCACAUCCUUGUGUAAAUGAUGGUAUCUGCUUAGAUCUAGUAGCGAACUACUCUUGUUUGUGCCCAGAAGGCUUUAGUGGCUCACACUGUGAGAAGCGCGUUGAUUACUGCAGAGAGUCUAAUUGCACUGGAAAUGGAUACUGUGUCAACUCUCGUACAGAAUAUUAUUGCAACUGUAGUACUGGGUACUAUGGAAAAUACUGCGAGUUUGAAACUGAUGAGUGCCUGGUGGGGCCGUGCUUUAAUAAUGCUACCUGCUAUGAUGCCAAAAGCAAUUUCACUUGUUCCUGCUUGGAUGGGUUCACGGGAAAGUACUGUGAAGUUGACAUCGAUGACUGUGAGGAGAACCCCUGUCUAAACAAUGCAACUUGCAUUGACGAAACCCCUGGGUAUUCCUGUGAAUGCUCAGCUGGCUACAAUGGGACCUACUGUCAGACAGAGAUUGAUGAAUGCGAGUCGAGUCCAUGUUCUAACAAUGGUACCUGCACCGAUUUGACUCCUGGAUACAACUGCUCGUGUGCUGAUCAGUUCUAUGGAGAAAACUGUGAAAAUCUACUCGAUGUCUGCCGGUCAGCCCCCUGUCAACACGGAGGAACAUGCAAUGCUGACAAUUCUACAGGAAACUACACUUGCUAUUGUUUAAGCGGUUUCACCGGAAUUGCAUGCGAAGUGGACAUUGAUGACUGUACCCCAGAUUCUUGUAAAGCGAACGCUUUUUGUAUCGACCUGGUGAAUGACUACAGAUGCGAAUGUUUCCCUUCCUACUCAGGAGAUAACUGUGAGAUCUUCCUUGGCAGCAACUUCGACCUCCUAUUCAAACGACAGUCAUCAAAGGACAUGGUUUUCUUACCAGAUGGAAAAAAUAUCCCAAGCAUGAUUGGCUUCACGAUUGCACAGUUUGUGCGAGCAGACUCGAAGUACACAUCCGGGACAUUGUUCAGCUACAGCGUUCCUGAGAAUCCAGAAGACAUAAUAAUACUAUCCUAUAUAGAAUCUCAAAUCGUAUUGGAAAUUAAGGCUGAUUUUAGAUUAGCAGAUGACAGCUGGCAUUUUGUUGGAGUCACAUGGGAUGGAGGCCUUGGAAGUACGUCCGUAUAUAUCGAUGGAAUGGAAAUUAAGAAAGUAAGCAAUGUAAAAACCGAGGAAAUCAUCACAGGAGGUGGAUGGAUUGUUCUUGGUCAGCGGUACCUUGCAGAAGAAAAGAUUGCAGCUCUUUCUUCGGCAUUUGUAGGAAGACUUCAUCAAGUGAGCAUUUGGAAUGUUGCAGCGACGCGCGACCACAUGUGGAAUGCCGCUCACGACUGCAGCUGGCCCAUUGCAGGAAGUCUAAGAGCUUGGAGUAGCUUUCUCCCAGGCAUAAAAGGACAAGUAGAAAAGAGAUUUAUGACCCAGUGUAAAGCUUUGAAAAUGUGCACAACUAACUGCUCACACUUCCUACACUGCGAGUCUCGCGAUGGAUUUUACUACUGUAGCUGUCAAGCCGGAUUUACCGGAGAUCACUGCAAUGUUAACAUUAACGACUGCAGCCAAAAUUCUUGUCUGAAUGGAAAGUGUGUUGAUGCAGUAAGCCAUUUUGAGUGCAUCUGCAACGAGGGCUAUUAUGGUGACAGCUGCGAAAAGAAGAUCAUAAGUGAAGAAGAGUGCCCAGAUUUGAAACAGCCAACGAAUGGUAAAAGCUCUUGUCGUAAGGUUUCUGGACAAAUGCUGUGCAUCUUCUCGUGCGAUGAAGGGUUCUCUUUCAGUGAAGAAGCAAUAAGUCAAUAUACCUGCGGGCCUGAAUCUGAUUGGAAAUGGAACAGCAUGGAUGAAGUAGAAGUAUCAACUUGUUUACGAAAGGCACCACCAAAAGAAAUAGAGCACGAUUUCGCGUUAAAAUUCCCUGGAAUGCAGUGCAGCAGCCAAAACCAUAAAGAACUGCGCACUGCGAUCGAAAGUGAAACUAGUGACACACUUCUCACAGUCCCAGGAUGCCAGACAUGCCAAUUGCAAGAGGUCGAAGUUCCCGGAUGUGAAAUAUCAGCGACUAAGAGGAAGAGAGCAGUAGAACAAGCCACGGAAGUUAUUGUCUCACUGAUUGUCUCUAAAUCUGUUAAUACAUACGAAUACGAGGUGGAAGAAAAAAGUGAAGCAGUUUUGUUCCAAAUGAGAAGCGCAGUGGCCACAGGGCAAUUCGUGAUCAGCUUUAAGGGAAUGAACAUGACUGCUGAUAAAUCAUCUUUUCAAGUUCUCCGAUCCAGCGUUACUUGCAGUGCAGGUUUCCUUAAGAGUAGGGAUGGGAAAGGAUGUGUGGCCUGUCUCGUGGGUACCUUCCACGAUCAAGGCAGUUCCAGAUGUAAACCUUGUGAUAAAGGCACCUACCAGGAUAAGGAAGGACAGUCUGUAUGUACAGCAUGCGGAGAACAAAAAUCAACGUUAAACGUUGGGGCAACUUCGAGCAAAGACUGUUCUGAUGAUGAAGAAAGUGUCAAUAUCUAUGUGCUGGCAUCAAUAAUCGCUUGUGUAGCUGUCGCAGCAAUUAUCUGCGUCAUCAUUGCACACAAAAGACUAUGUAAAUCAAAUCGUUUCAAGCAGAACAAGGUGGCCCACGGUAGCACUCAUCAUCGUGGGGCCUAUAAAUCAUGUUAA
Stylophora pistillata is the source of this 8322-nucleotide messenger RNA. Its product is annotated as sushi, von Willebrand factor type A, EGF and pentraxin domain-containing protein 1. Lineage: Eukaryota; Metazoa; Cnidaria; Anthozoa; Scleractinia; Pocilloporidae. The record is from RefSeq and is a predicted model, not a curated record.